AUGACCGCCGUUUGCGGGCUAAGUCGAAACUUCUGGCAGCUCUUUCUCGCCCGAGUUGGUGUGGGGGUCGGAGAGGCGACGCUUUCGCCGGCUGCCUAUUCGAUGAUGGCAGAUUACUUUCCGCCGCAAAAACUGGCCAGAGCAGUCAGCGUCUACGCCAUGGGUCUGUAUGGUGGCGCAGGACUUGCAAUGUUGGUCGGCAGCGCGGUGGUGUCGUUAGUCAACACUGCCGGCCCGGUGGACCUGCCAUUGAUCGGCACCGUCUACUCCUGGCAGCUGACAUUUUUCGCUGUGUCGUUACCCGGCAUCUUGGUGGUUGCCUUGAUGGCCACUGUGAAAGAACCGAAACGACGGAAUUUUUCUGGCGGUCAGAUCCUAGCGGCUAAACCUGAACCAGUUCCGCUGAGCGAAGUAUUCAGGUUUAUGCGCCGCAACCACAAGAUCAUCAUUGGUCACUUCGGCGGUUUUCUUGCGCUGGGCACUGUUAUCAGCGCCUACCUGGUUUGGACCCCUGAGUUUCUUCGGCGCAGCCACGAUAUUUCAAUCUCAGAAGCCGGUUUCAUCUACGGAAUUGCACUGCUGGUUUUCGGCACCGCCGGGCCGUACGCUGGUGGUUGGCUGGCAGAACGCUUCAACAACACGGGUCGCAAUGAUGGUGAGAUGCGCGCUGCGCUGAUCGGCGCUCUCGCGAUGAUUCCGCUAACCAUUCUAACGCCGCUGAUCCCGGGCAAAGUCCCGACAAUCAUUUCGCUCGCGCUGGUUACUUUCGCGCUAUCGUUUCCGCAAGGUCUGGCACCGACAAUCUUGCAGCUUAUCGCGCCCAACAGGAUGCGGGCACAAUUGACGGCAGUCUUCAUGCUGAUUGGUGUUCUUGCCGGUUACACCAUUGGGCCCACCUUCGUGGCGAUGACCACAGACUACCUGUUCCAAGAUGAUGCUGCGCUACGUUAUUCGCUAGCCAUUGUCAGUGCCGUGCUCACACCGAUCGGCGUACUUUUUCUAUGGUAUGGACUGAAGCCUUUUGCCGAGCGGCCUACCGAUCCAGAGGCUUAG
This is a messenger RNA of Nerophis lumbriciformis (worm pipefish), 1053 nucleotides long. The record is from RefSeq and is a predicted model, not a curated record. NCBI's taxonomy places the organism in Eukaryota, Metazoa, Chordata, Actinopteri, Syngnathiformes, Syngnathidae.